AUGGGCCGAAAGGGCCACUCCCAGGAGCGAGUUGCUGCAGAGCCCUCGUCAUUCCAGGAUGCCAUCGGUGACCAGCAGGCGGUCGCCGUUGCCAUCCUGCAAAAACGGAGAAGGGAGGACGCCGACUUCGAUACCGAGCAGACCGCCCAGACCUGUUCUUCGCGGCCCUUUGCCCUUUUAGAAUGUCCCAAGUCGACCUUUGACGUCCUGCAGCACGCACCCGCCCACUCCUCCCUCUUCGCCGCCCUCCCGCCCGAGACAUGGCAGCUCGCCACCCGCAAAUUCCUUCCCCUCCCGUCUGUCAAACGAGCUCGUGUUGCGUCAGGCGAUGCCAGCCCCGAACGAAGUCGACGUACCCCGAAAGCCCCAUCGCCACCUCUCGGAGUCCUCUCGGAGGACGAGGUUCUCUCUCGAUCCUUUCACAUGGACGACGUGCCUCCCCAAGGGGGCUAUCACCGCGACGGGGAGGUUGCCCACUCCAAGGACGGCUGGGCGGCUAGUGGACACAGAAACGUCGUGUGUAGCCGGUGCUGCGUGGAAAUGGGCGCCGACGGCGAUAUUGCCUGUCUUGGGUGCUUGUCACGCAUGGAGGGCUCCUAA
This is a messenger RNA of Parascedosporium putredinis, 600 nucleotides long. The record is from the annotation of a GenBank genome assembly. Lineage: Eukaryota; Fungi; Ascomycota; Sordariomycetes; Microascales; Microascaceae.